AUGGCGCUUCGCACACCUCUGGCCCGCGCGGCGAACAGAGCUACAUCGGCAGUCUCAACACCGGCAUUCUCGGCGUAUUCACUGCAGUUCCGGAGAGGCAACGCGACGGUCGCCCCAGUCAAACAAGAUGUCGCGACCGGAUCGAAAGGUCCUACAGCCAUGGUCUUCAUGAACAUGGGUGGUCCCUCGACAACCGAUGAAGUCCAUGGCUUUCUGUCCAUGUUAUUUGCCGACAAGGACCUGAUCCCUCUCGGCCCCCUCCAAAACUACAUUGGCCCCUACAUUGCCCGCCGUCGCACCCCCAAGAUCCAAAAACAAUACGCAGAAAUUGGCGGCGGUUCGCCCAUCCGCAAAUGGAGCGAAUUCCAAGCCGCAGAAAUGUGCAAGAUCCUCGACAAAACCAGCCCCGAAACUGCGCCGCACAAGCCCUAUGUCGCAUUUAGAUAUGCAAACCCGCUUACAGAAGACACGUACAAGAAACUGCUGGCGGAUGGAUUUGGCGGCGGCAAUGGAGGCAGAGCUGUCGCUUUCACACAGUACCCGCAAUACUCGUGCUCCACGACGGGCUCCUCGCUCAACGAACUCUGGAAAUGGCGGACCCGCCUCGAGGGCAAGGACGGCGAAGCUGAAGGCGCGAUCAAAUGGUCUGUGAUUGACCGCUGGCCCGCGCACCCGGGCCUCGUCGAAGCCUUCGCGCGCCACAUCGAGGCCAAACUUGCCGAGUACCCCGCUGAGCGACGAGACGGCGUGGUGCUGCUGUUCAGCGCACACUCGCUGCCCAUGACGGUCGUGAACCGCGGCGACCCGUACCCCGCGGAGGUUGCGGCAACGGUGUAUGCAGUCAUGUCGCGCCUGGGCAUGAAGAACAAGUACCGCCUCGUAUGGCAGAGUCAAGUCGGGCCCCAACCAUGGUUAGGCGCGCAGACCUCCGACACUGUCAAAGAGUACAUGAAGAAAGGGCAGACGGACAUGUUGCUCAUCCCGAUCGCGUUUACCUCAGACCACAUCGAGACGCUGUACGAACUGGACAAGGAGGUCAUCGGCGAGGACGCCGAGGGCCAUGAAGGUGUUAGGAGAGUGGAUAGCUUGAACGAUAGCCCCGUCUUUAUUGAGGCACUGGCUGAUAUUGCGAAAAAGCAUUUGGACAGCGGGAAGGCGACGAGUCAGCAGAUGCAGCUCAGGUGUCCGAAGUGUACGAGCGAGAGGUGUCAGGCGAGUAAGGAUUUCUUUGCUGGGCAGCAGAAGUAUCUCGAUGCUGCAGCGUAA
Parastagonospora nodorum SN15 is the source of this 1266-nucleotide messenger RNA. RefSeq lists its product as hypothetical. The record is from RefSeq and is a predicted model, not a curated record. Gene Ontology annotation, molecular function: protoporphyrin ferrochelatase activity. Gene Ontology annotation, biological process: heme biosynthetic process. The coding region runs from base 1 to 1266 and encodes 421 amino acids. The transcript has 2 exons. NCBI's taxonomy places the organism in Eukaryota, Fungi, Ascomycota, Dothideomycetes, Pleosporales, Phaeosphaeriaceae.